Equus caballus (horse) is the source of this 7696-nucleotide messenger RNA. It is a transcript of the gene KANSL3, whose product is annotated as KAT8 regulatory NSL complex subunit 3. Gene Ontology annotation, cellular component: NSL complex. Gene Ontology annotation, biological process: positive regulation of transcription by RNA polymerase II. The record is from RefSeq and is a predicted model, not a curated record. NCBI's taxonomy places the organism in Eukaryota, Metazoa, Chordata, Mammalia, Perissodactyla, Equidae.
CGCCGGGCCGGGGCAGGGCCCAGGCGGGCGGGAGGCGGGUGCGAGGCGGCUCCUCCUCGUCGCGAACUCUCGGUGACCUUGGCCAAGUCCCUUCAUCCUCUCGAGCCGGCGCCUUCGUCUGUAAAGUGCGAGUUAUGAGCCCUGCCGACGAGAUGGGCCGUUUUGAGGUUCCGUGGCGAGACCCCCGCGGGGUCCGUGGAGUAGCGGGCGGUUUGCCUGGACGAGCCCGCCCCCGGGUGACUAGCAUGCAGUUACCCAUUCUCUGACUUGCUGCCCUGUUACUGACAUGGCCCACCGGGGUGGGGACAGGGACUUCCAGACUUCAGCGCGGCGCAUGGGCACCUCGUUGCUCUUCCAGCUGUCAGUGCACGAACGGGAGCUGGACCUGGUUUUUCUGGAUCAUAGCUAUGCCAAGCCAUGGAGUGCCCACCCGGAUGCCAGUAGUGCCCGCCCCACCCGCAUGCUUUUUGUUACUCCCCGGAGGCAGCACGAAAGUACCAUUGAAUCAGACGUCCCAAUAGACGUGGAGACAGUCACAGCAACCCCUGUGCCACUGUAUGACAAUCAGAAGGCGCGCAGCGUGAUGAACGAGUGUGAACGGCACGUCAUCUUCGCCAGGACUGAUGCGGAUGCCCCUCCCCCACCAGAGGACUGGGAGGAGCAUGUCAACAGGACUGGCUGGACAAUGGCCCAGAACAAGCUAUUCAACAAGAUCCUCAAAGCCCUGCAGUCUGACCGGCUUGCCCGCCUGGCCAACGAAGGGGCUUGCAAUGAGCCAGUGCUGCGCCGUGUUGCUGUGGACAAGUGUGCAAGGAGAGUGCGGCAGGCUCUGGCAAGUGUGAGCUGGGACACCAAACUGAUCCAGUGGCUGCACACCACCCUGGUGGAGACCUUGAGUCUGCCCAUGCUGGCAGCCUACCUGGAUGCUUUGCAGACGCUGAAAGGGAAGAUCCCUAGCUUGAUUGACCGGAUGCUUGUGUCAUCCAACACGAAGACCGGGGCGGCAGGAGCUGAGGCCUUGUCCCUCCUGCUGAAGAGGCCCUGGGACCCCGCUGUGGGGGUGCUUUCUCAUAACAAACCGAGCAAACUCCCUGGCUCUCCUCUCAUUCUCAUUGCCUCGUCUGGGCCCUCUAGCUCCGUGUUCCCCACCUCACGCCGCCACCGCUUCUGGCAGUCUCAGCUGUCCUGCUUAGGCAAGGUCAUCCCUGUAGCCACCCAUCUACUGAACAAUGGUUGUGGCGUAGGAGUUUUGCAGUGUCUUGAGCAUAUGAUCGGGGCAGUGAGAAGCAAAGUGCUGGAGGUUCACAGCCAUUUCCCCCACAAGCCCGUUAUCUUGAUUGGCUGGAACACAGGAGCUUUGGUGGCCUGUCAUGUGUCAGUGAUGGAAUAUGUCACUGCAGUUGUCUGCCUUGGGUUUCCUUUGCUUACCGUGGAUGGCCCCAGAGGGGAUGUGGAUGAUCCCCUCUUGGAUAUGAAGACUCCAGUCCUCUUUGUCAUUGGUCAGAAUUCCCUGCAGUGUCACCCUGAAGCCAUGGAGGACUUCCGGGAGAAGAUUCGUGCUGAGAACAGCUUGGUAGUGGUUGGGGGAGCUGAUGAUAAUCUCAGAAUAAGCAAAGCAAAGAAGAAAUCAGAAGGAUUGACUCAGAGCAUGGUGGAUAGAUGUAUUCAGGAUGAGAUUGUGGACUUUCUGACUGGAGUGCUCACUCGUGCUGAGGGGCACGUGGGCUCCGAACCUCGGGAUCAGGAUGCUGAGAAGAAGAAGAAGCCCCGGGACGCAGCCCGCAGAGACCUGGCCUUUGAGGUCCCUGAGCGGGGCAGUCGACCUGCCUCGCCGGCUGCCAAGCUGCCUGCCUCACCCUCGGGCUCGGAGGAUCUCUCCAGUGUGUCCAGCAGCCCAACCUCCAGUCCCAAGACCAAAGUGACUACAGUGGCCUCUUCCCAGAAGUCCAGUCAGAUCGGGAGCUCUCAGCUGCUGAAGAGACACAUGCAGCGGACAGAAGCUGUGCUGACCCACAAACAAGCCCAAGCACAGUUUGCUGCUUUUCUGAAACAAAAUAUGCUGGUGAGGAAAGCUCUUCCUCCCGGCACCUCCUCCUGUCUCUUUGUUCCCAUUUCAUCAGAACAAACGGAGGAAGCAGAGAAGGAGGAUCUUAGGGUCCAGCUGAAGCGGCACCAUCCCUCCAGUCCUCUUCCUGCCAGUAAGACCUCCAAGCGACCAAAGAUCAAGGUGUCCCUUAUCUCCCAAGGGGACACAGCUGGAGGGCCUUGUACUCCUUCUCAAGGAGGAGCUCCAGAAGCUGCGGGAGGGAAGCCGGUCACCAUGACACUGGGGCAAGCUCCCACAGGGGCCAAGGAGCUCACAGGGCUUCUCACCACAACCAAGUCAAAUGCUUCUGAAGGGGGAGUCUCAGCCAGCCCAGCCUCCUCGGUAGUCUCCAGCAGCACCACGCCCAGUGCCUUGCACACACUCCAGAGCCGCCUGGUGGCCACCUCUCCUGGCAGCUCCCUCCCAGGGCCCACGUCAGCCAGCAGUCUUCUCCAAGGUCUCAGCUUCAGCUUGCAGGAUAUCAGCAGCAAGACCUCUGGCCUCCCAGCAAAUUCCUCCCCAGGGCCAGCCCCACAGGCCACCAGUGUGAAGUUGCCCACCCCCAUGCAGAGCCUGGGUGCCAUCACCACGGGCACCAGCACCAUUGUCCGUACCAUUCCUGUGGCCACCACUCUCUCCUCCUUGGGUGCCACUCCUGGUGGGAAGCCCACAGCCAUCCACCAGCUGCUGACCAAUGGGGGCCUCGCUAAGUUGGCAAGCAGCCUCCCUGGCCUGGCUCAGAUCUCUAACCAAGCAUCAGGCUUGAAGGUCCCCACCACCAUUACUUUGACACUACGUGGUCAACCGAGCCGAAUCACCACGCUGAGCCCCAUGGGCUCAGGAGCCGCGCCGUCAGAGGAGCCCACCUCCCAGGCACUGCCCUCCAGCUCACAGCGCCUGCCUCCAGCACCCUGAAGAUACUGUGUGAUACAUCCUCCCUUACCAGGUUGGUGAUGGCUGCUGCACGGUGAGCCCUGGGCACAUGUGCUGUCCUGCUGAGCUGUCCACUUGUCUGAAGACCUCUUUAAGACAGUCGUUUUUGCCUCCCCGCCAACUGUCUUGAGGGUUGUGCCUCUGGGUCUUGUGAAACCAUUAGGCUAGGUGCUAUGGUGCCAGCAAGAGGAGCAUUGUCUUCCAGCAUCUACAGAAUCUCCAGCUCCCCAGCAGAUCUGGCUGUGUGUGGAUCAGAGGCAUUUAUUCCCCAGCAGUAGCCAAGGAGAAGUGUUGGACUGCCCACUGCAUUUAAUAAAGGAAUUCCUUCUGGAAGUCUGUGCUCUCCCUGUGCCAAGUUGGGAGGAGACUUCCAUGUGGUCUGGAGCUGUGGGAGUGAGGAUUGAGAGCCCUUUGCUGAGGCCUGGGAUCAUCUGGGCCCACCAGCCAGUUAUUCAGUGCCAGAAGGGCUUGUUUUGGACAAGGCUGUUGGCUUCACUAAGCAGCCAUGGGAGAGUGCUCCCCAUGCAACUCCCUCUUAGGAACCACACCAGCUGCCGACUAGCCUGCUGAGACCUGGGAACUCCUAAUUUCAAACCCACCAUAGGGCAAAGAGAACUGAGCUGUCAUUUUUCAGUCCCUUUGGCCACUACAGAUGUGGGCAGCAGCAGUUGCCAAGAGGUAGAAGCUGGCCCUUUUCUUUUUCUCAUCAUGCCUUGGGCAGUUACUGUAUCCAGAAAGUCUGCAGGUCCAGAAAGGCUGAAGAAGAGAAACAGAACAGCAAAUGAAGUGGCUUUGAAGGACGUGCCAGUAAGUCCUGUGGUGAAAAUGAUUUGGGCUUGAGGCUUUGCAUCUAGUACCUAAGGCACUCUUGAUACAACUGGAGGUGAAAGAAGAAUUAGCCAAGUCAGAGGGAAGAAACCCGACCCCUAAAAUUUCUCUCCAGGGCUUGGAAGUGGAAUAGGGAUAACCAGCUGAGUUAACAUCUUGGCUGCCAGAAAGCUUAGGCAUCAGGAUGACGAAGGCUGUGUUUCAUUGUUUCUGUUCCAUACAACUUUUUGUCCUUUUGCACAAAAGUGGGAAGAAUCUUGGCAUUGACUCGACUGUAAGGGCUCUUGGUACUAACUUGAACCCUGGAGGUGCAGAUCCCUGGAGAAACAAUCACUGAAGAUGGAGCUCUGAGCCCCUCCUUAACUCCUCCUCAUAAUACCUGUAUGCGAAGGUGGUUUUAAGUUUGGCUGAGAACCUAUCUUCCAGAGCAGGCUUCCUUCCCUUCCAUGCUCUAGAAUGUUUCUGGCUAAGGUGAUAAAUAAGGCAACCAAAAUGUGACUCUGUUCAGUAUCUGGAGGCAGGGAGGGUCCACAGCAUGCCGUGACUGGAAUUGUGGUCCCGGGUCUUGACCCAUGGUGCAGCAUAUAUCCAAACCAGGCCACCUGUGUUCAAUCCAGGAGCCUCACCUGCCAGUCCGAGUGGCAGCCAGGUAGAAGUGUACAGUGUGCAGGAGUCUCAGACGAGGCAGAUUGGAGUGCUGCGGGCAGGGCCAGGGGCCAUGUUAGAGGAUGGGAGAGGGCAUUUUAAGCACUGUGCUCUCCCUCCCUGACCUCCUGCAGAGCUGGUUUCAGCAGUGAGUCACACAGAAUUAGACUGCGUUCUUGCAUUACCUGGUAGGUAACAGCUUUCUGAAUUCAGGAGGCGGUUAGUAAGUUUGAGCAUAUGAAAUCUGAAAGAGGCGUCCGUGGGUAGGGAGUUUGAUAACUUUACAGGUAGGAUGAUAACACACCAACAGGAACCGAGGACAGUAAGACUGUGUGAGACUGUGUGAGCUUUUAGGAAUUGAGGACAGGCAGAGGUCCUGAACCACCCAUUCAUGACUUAGGAGUGUAGCCUAGACAGCACUGGAGGGACUGCUCCUGAAACAUGCUGGCCCAGUGUGUGCUGGGACCAAAGGAAAAACUAACACAUUGUCCUGCAUUUGUGUAAAUCCUCAUAUGCUUCCCGUGAGUGACCUCCUAAGGCUUGGGUUGUACACCUUGAAGAAUGCCAACACUGGAGAAGGGGCGUGGUGAGAACACUGAUUCUUCCUCACCUUGGAGGGACAGGCUAAGAGGGGGGAAGUGGUUGAAGUCUCUUGAGUCAUGUUCUCCAGUUCUAGACUUCUCCAACCACACUUCUUGAAAUGUAAAAGGAAGCUUUCCUCUACCUAUCAUAUAGCAGACCUGGAGUCCAUAACCUCAGAAGGUAAUACUACUAGCGAAAAAUGUAGAAGGAUCAGGAAGGCUGUCGUUAAAGUCUUUGGGUGACAGAUGAGUGUUGAUGCACUAUGGAAGAUGUCCUUGUGCUUUGAGAAGAGGUCCCUGAUGGAGGAAGACUUUCUGUCUGUUCUUAACCUCACCACUAGAACAGUCUUGGGCUGGAUGGUUUAUAGAGCUGAGUUGCUGUGAUGGCUCUGUUCUUACAUUAGCAGAAACAGUGGAAAAAAAUAAAAAUAACUUUGGAUUGCUUCAACUUCUUUUCAGUUGACUUCUCAUGUUUAUUCUGGUAACCACCCAAUGAAGUGGCACAGAAAAUAAAAGCUAAGAUAAUGUGGUAAAGCCAGUAAUCAUCUCACUGAUGCCUGGUGCCAUGAGGUGGGUACUGUAAUUCCGUUUUUACAGGUGAGGAAACUGAGGCACAGAGAAGUCACAGCAGGAAGUGGCAGAAACAGGACUGGAGCCCAUGCAGUCUGAAGCCAGUGUCUGUUCUACUCUGCACUGUGCUGGGUUCUGAGAUGGGAGACCAGAAGUGGAGAUUAGCCCAGGAGGUGAGGAGAUGGUGGCUUGGCCUUCAUCUGACCCUUUUCAGUUUACUUCCCAUCAGGCCUAGAGUGGUUGCUGCUGCCGUGGUGGGGCUCUUGGCUGGGGCUGAGUUGGUAGGUAGGGUCCUCACCCUUGGUCCUGAGAGAUUGAAAUCCCUUUGCACAUCAUAUACCUCCAUCCCCCUCCAAUAAAGCAAUAAAGUCUUAACGAUGAGUGAAUGAAUUCCAACCUCCAGAUUAUUUGUGUACUUUUAUCCAGGAGGACCUUCCUUUCUACCCUUAAAUUCCAGGUCCCUACACUUAGCUUUGAAACCCUCUUGGUGGAAGCCAUAGUUCGGGUAGACUGCCUGGAGUAUCUAGUACGUGUGGGGUCAUCUUGUUACCAUCCUUAGUAGAGACCUGAUACUUUUUCCCUCCCUUUCAACUCUAGUCUCACUGACUUGGGUGAGUCAGAUGAAGUAGAGAUAAGGAUUAGAUUGUUUAAAUGAGAACUAUCUUAAACUUCAGGAGUAUAGGGACAGGGCCAUAGCAAAUUAUGAUGCAGAAAAAUCUUUGUUACUUUAUCUCCCUUUCCAAAGCAUAUGUUUUAGUCACAGACAUUGGUUGCAAGAAGCAGAAACCAUUCACCACCUAAAUUCGUUCUAAAAGGGAAUUUUCUCUCAAUAGGCAUUCUCAUAGACAGGGAGCCUGACAGUUUCUGCUACUUGCCUCAUGACGUCAGCUGACUUGGACUUGCCAGGGACCAGUUGUCACCGGACUUUGUUGCUGUGGGCCUUUGUGGAUGGCCAGUCUCUCUUUCAGUUCAAAUUCUGAGCACAGUGAACCUCGUUGGCUCAGUCUCGCUCAUGCGUUGGCUCCUCUCCCACCCCAGUCCAGUAAUAGUGUCCAGAGGAUGAAGUCAUGUGAGCCAACACCUUUCUAAGAAGAGAGUAGAAAGGAUAAAACAAACAAAACUGUUGGGCUAUUCAGAUGUGUGUGUUUGGUUUUUAACUUGCAGUUGUAGUUUAGAGAAGUCCCAUGUUUUCUUUAUCCAGUUUCCCCCAAUGCUUACAUCUGACAUAACUGUAGUACAAUAUCGAAACCAGAAAAUUAACAUUGGUACAGUGUGUGUGUAUAGUUCUAUGUCAUUUUAUCCCCGUAACCAUAAUCAAGAUACAGAACUAUUCCAUCGCCGCAAAGAUCUCCCUCAUGUUACCCCUUUCUAGUCACACCCAUCUCCUUCCCCCUCACCAUUCCUCACCUGUAGCAACCACUAAUCUUUUCUUCAUCUCUGAGUAGAAUGAUAAAUAAAUAGAAUCUUAUAAUACAUGAGCUUUGAGAUUUGCCUUUUUCCCCACUCAGCUUAAUUCCUUUGAUGUUCAUCCAAGUUGUUGUGUGUAUUAGUAGUCCUUGUUUUUACUGCUGCUGAGUAUGAAUGUUCCAUGGUGUGGGUGUACCACAGUUUCUGUAACCACCUUUUGAGGGACAUCUUGAUUAUUUCCAGUUUGAGGCUGUUACAAAUAAAGCUGCUGCGAACAAUUGAAGGCAGGUUUUUGUGUGAAUAUUAGUUUUCAUUUCUCUAGGAUAAAUGCCCAGGAGUGUGAUUUUUGGGUCAUAGGGUAAGUUUUCAGUUUUUUAAGAAACUGCCAAACUGUUUUCCGGAGAAACUACCAUUUUACAUUCCCACCAGUAGUGUAGGAGAGAUCCACUUUCUUUGAACCCUUACCAACGCUUGAUGCUGUCUGUGUUUUUUCAUUUUAGCCAUUCUAAUAGGUGUGUGGUCAUACCCCAUUACAGUCUUUAAAAUUUGUUCAGGUUUGUAUAUGGUCCGGGGUGUGGUGGUUUAUCUUGAUGUAUGUUCUGUAGGCACUUGAAGAGUGUGUAUUCUGCUGUUGGGUAGAGUGUUC